AAAGGGAAAGGAGGAAGGAAGGAAGAACCUGUUUGAAUUUGAAGUCCAGGGUUAAGAUUCCCCAAUGCACUUGACUUUUCUUCUGGGUUUUGACUAACUGAAAGGCCCUCCUAGUAUGUGUUCCUAUUACAUCUACUUCUGUUUUAUCCUGUCAGCCUUUCAAAAUGACCAGUUUGAAUUGUAGCCAUUCAGUUUUUGCUGUGAAUGGUUGCAUUGGUGCAGCUUUGAACCUAACACUGUCUCACAUGUCCAUGGAUUGGGACUUGAUUACACUGGAUCCAUGUGUCUACAGAACCAGCUCUGAAUUGGCCUUUCAGGGGCUUCCCUGUGUAGACCAUGCUGCCCUCAAACUCAGGAUCGUCUUCUUCUAUCCACUGGGAUUACAGAAAUGCUGCCAGAAACCGGUAGACAAAUACAUUGAGUACGAUCCUGUGGUCAUCUUGAUUAAUGCUAUCCUAUGUAAAACCCAGGCCUAUCGGCAUGUGCUCUUCAACACAAGGAUAAAUAUCCAUGGAAAACUCUGCAUGUUUUGUUUGCUUUGUGAGGCAUACUUGAGGUGGUGGCAGCUGCAAGACUCAAACCAACACACGGAUCCUGACGACUUGAUCCACUAUGCCAAGGAGUGGGAUUUCUACAGGAUGUUUGUGAUUGCUUCUUUUGAACAAGCCGCCUUUUUCAUUGGCAUUUUUACUUUCCUGUGGGUAGAACAACCCAUGACAGCAAAAAAAAAGCCCACAUUUGUUUUACUGCUGAAAGCGCUGCUGUUGUCCAGCUAUGGGAAGCUCCUACUGAUCCCAGCCAUCAUCUGGGAACACGACUACACACCUCUGUGCCUCAAGCUCAUUAAAGUGUUUGUCCUGACAUCCAAUUUCCAGGCAGUGAGAGUGACUCUGAACACCAGCCGCAUGCUCUCCCUGCUGGCAAUACUGAGCGGCUUGCUGAUGGAGAGCAUCAUGGUCUACCUCUUCCAGAGGAUGAAGUGAAAUGUAGGCAGUGACUGUGCAUCUACAAGUCUCAGGACUUCUGAAGCUUUGUUCUUUACUCUGUGGAGUCCAGCAGCAUGGAAAAAGAAGACAUGACAGGCGUCAGGCUCCUCACAUUGUGUGAGUGGAGUGACACUAAAACUGAGGAGCACUUCUAAAGAAGGAAGCCCUGGCCCUCCCACCCCAGCUCCCCUGGGAAGUUCUGAACCACCUAGACACAGCACUGAAAACGCACAGCCAUGGGAGUGGCCACAGGCACUGGGUGAGAUGCAGGAAGACUGAGCAUCAUGGAGCCCCGGACAAGCACUGUUCUCCAGUAAUGAAGGAUCUGGCUUCUAGUCCUUUGAUGUGAUUGUAUCUUUUAAAUCUAAAUAUUACAUUACUGGCUGAAAAUAUUUUGUGUUCUUCCAACAGGGGAAAUACUUUUUAAAUAGUUUUUCAAUAUAAACCAAGUUCCUGUAUAUUUUCAAUUCAGUAACUAAGUUCCUCUUUUAAAUUGGCUGAUCCAGAAUAAAACUACUGGAUGGUACAA
Messenger RNA from Nannospalax galili (Upper Galilee mountains blind mole rat), 1515 nucleotides. It is a transcript of the gene Arv1, whose product is annotated as ARV1 homolog, fatty acid homeostasis modulator. The record is from RefSeq and is a predicted model, not a curated record. Lineage: Eukaryota; Metazoa; Chordata; Mammalia; Rodentia; Spalacidae. Gene Ontology annotation, biological process: sphingolipid metabolic process; sterol metabolic process; intracellular sterol transport. Gene Ontology annotation, cellular component: Golgi apparatus; cortical endoplasmic reticulum. The transcript has 7 exons. Bases 165 to 983 code for a protein of 272 amino acids.